Linepithema humile (Argentine ant) is the source of this 3847-nucleotide messenger RNA. The record is from RefSeq and is a predicted model, not a curated record. Lineage: Eukaryota; Metazoa; Arthropoda; Insecta; Hymenoptera; Formicidae.
GAGAAAAAAAAAGUUCGCGAUCACUCAGUCAGUCCAUGUUGAACCAGCUCAGGGGCAACAACUCUCCAAUUUUCAUUGGUGAGAAAAGUGUUCAAGCUCCGAUCAGCCACCUAACAGAUGACUGAUUGUUUGAAAUAUACUGUUUGCGAAUGUGAAACGUGAUUAUAAUUUUGUUAAUUAGAUCUGGCAUGAUUCUUUUUAUGUCAUUUUAUUAAUCCAUUGCUUAUUCCAUAAUUUUCAAAGAAACAUAAUUCACAAUUAAAACAAAUUGAUCUAUCAGAAAUGUGAAGGAACAUGCCAAGCAGUGCAUAUGUGUGAUACUCGUAGAUAGAAAUAUUAUCCAGCAUCAUUUGUCAUCAUUAUUUUUUAUUAAAGAAAGCAAUCUAAAAACGGAGCUCGAAAACAUUUGCAACGUAUUUAAUAUAAUAUAAGUUUUCAUAGGUUAAUCAGACGAAAAUGAGUACCUGUCAUAAAACAUGCAUCAUAAUUCACUUCAUCGCUAUGAUAAGCAUUUUUGCUUUCCAAUGUCCAACAAACAAGGAGUGUCGAUGUCGAAAUUGGGAUCACUUGACAUUCUUUUAUAUGAACUGUACAAUAAAUAAUAAUAAUUCUGUUUUGGAAAUAUUAUAUACUAACCUCGCAUUCAAUGUCUUAAACAUUACCUGUGUCAACUCAGCGGACUUGUCAAAUUUUAAUCUCAACAUAUGGAAUAUUACGUUGCAUAAUACUUCUUGGGCUUCUGACUACCUGAUGGUGUUCAAAGAGUGUAAUUUAUCUAAGAACAUCAAAUUGAUAAACAUUGCACAAAUGCUAAAUGAUACAGACCUGGAAUUAAUAUUUUUUGCAUCACAAAAAAACUUAAACUUAACCUUGGAAAAGCAUCAUCUAAACGGUUUACAAAAUUUGAAAAAACUGUUCAUAUAUAACUACAACAUACACCAUGUGAACAAAGAUCUGUUAGCCAAUUUGCAAAAAUUACAGAUCCUUCACAUAACAAACACCAACUUAGAAUCUUUGGCCGUUGAAUUUUUUGAUUUUACCCCCGAAUUAAAUUGGCUCUAUUUGAGGAAUAACAGUUUGAGACGGAUAGAAUCCACCACAUUUGAUAAGCUGACAAAUUUAAUACAUCUGGAUCUACGUAAGAAUUAUUUAACCGAGUUCCCAGCGGGCAUUUUCGACAAACUUGUCGCUCUGAGACACCUCGAUGUGUCAAUGAAUGACUUAUCCAGUUUACCAGAAAAUAUAUUCGCAAAGCUGGAAAACCUUAACAAUCUUUUUCUAGAAGGGAACAAUUUUACAAAUCUGCCAAAAGAUCUUCUACAAAACAAUACAAAAUUGGCAAGAGUUUACUUAAAUGACAACCAGAGAAAUUUGACUUUAUUGGAUGAAUUUUUUAGCAAUUUAACGAAAGUGAAACAUUUGGAACUGAUGAACAAUGGACUAAUCACUUUACCGAAAGAUCUCUUUUGGGGAUCAUCGUCGCUGGAAGAGAUUGUAUUGAGUAACAAUUACCUCCAAUCUUUGCCCGUAGAAAUAUUUCGAGAUUUGUCAUACUUAGAAAUAUUGGAAUUGGACUCUAAUUAUCUAGAAGCUUUGCCGGAUAAUAUUUUCAAAAAUACCAAGAAAUUAAAAAAAUUGAAUUUAUCAAAUAAUCGCAUUACUACCAUUUCUAAAAAUUUAUUUGAUAAUUUAUUCCAAUUGGAACAACUAAAUAUGGAACGAAAUCAUCUAAGAACUAUUUCCGAUUAUAAUUUUUACGAUUUAAGAAAUUUAAAGAUUGUUAACUUGUCUCACAAUUAUCUUACGUUAUCUAAAUGGUCCCAUGCAUUCGACAUAUGGAUUGACAAUGACAUAGAAAAAUUAUAUUUAGUUAACAAUAGCAUUUCCGAAAUAUUGUACGAUUGGAUAAAAAUGAAAAAACUUCAGACAUUGGAUCUCAGCUAUAACAACAUAUCUACUAUAAAAACUGAAGAUUUACUGUUUUCAUCACACAACGUUCUAGUGAAUUUGACUCAUAAUAAAAUACAAAAUAUCCUUUUACACGAUGCCGAAGAUAUCACAAAAAUAAGAACAAAAACUGAUCGUAGCAUUAGAGUAUUAGUGGAAAAUAAUCCAUUAAAUUGUGAUUGUGACGUGUACGAUUUUCUACGUUAUUACGAAGAGGAAAUGAGUAACGUUCGACGCUAUUUUCAGAUAGAAUUACACGAUUUAACUUGUCAUAGUCCAAAAGAAUUAAAAAAAGUCCGGUUAUAUUCUAGAAAUUUAACCUGUGAAGUACAAAACACAGAUUCCAUAUGCCCCGAAAAGUGCGAUUGCUUUUUGAAGCCUCAUGAUAAAGCUUUCAUAUUUGACUGUUCUCAUAAAAACUUAACUAAUGUGCCAAACAAUAUAAGAGAACCUGACAUUCAUUUUAUUCAAAAUUUGACAAAAUCAGUUAAAACAAUUACGAAAUUUUAUUUGAAUUUCUCUCAUAAUCGGUUAACACAAAUGCCAGACUUGGAAAAAUUAAAACUCAGAUCAGUAAAUAAACUUUUUUUAUCUCACAACGACAUAUCUACUAUUUCCAAAAUUGGAUUAUCGGAGACAACAGAGGAUUUGGAGCUACACAAUAACAACUUAUUAAGAAUAGAUCUUGAUGUACUGAGAUUUUGGAACCACUCUGCCAAUUUAACUCAUUUGACGUUACAUGAAAAUCCUUGGGAAUGCGACUGUGAUGCUAGAAAUUUUUAUAAAUUUAUUCAUUCAGAAUCCGGAAUAAUCAAAAUGCCCGAAGCUUAUAAAGUAAUAUGUCAUAGAAAGAAUACAUCCAUAUCAGAAAUGACCUGGGACGAUUUUUGUCCUUCUCACGUAACAAUGAUUAUCAGCAUCAGUGCAACAAUUGCUUUUAUUGGAUUAAUUGGUAGUAUUUUUGGUCUGUAUUACAAAUACCAAGAACACAUUAAAAUAUGGCUUUUUGCGCAUCAGUGGUGUUUAUGGUUUGUUACGGAAGAGGAAUUGGAUAAGGACAGAUUAUACGAUGCGUUUGUGAGCUUCUCGCACAAAGAUAUCGAUUUUAUAGCAGACGAGCUGAUACCGAAUCUCGAGAGUGGCCCAACACCAUUCAAAUUGUGUGUUCAUUAUCGAGAUUGGUUAGCGGGCGAAUGGAUACCGGAUAAUAUUGCUAGAUCCGUAGAUAAUUCUAGACGGACAAUAGUGGUGCUGUCGCCAAAUUUCUUGAAGAGCAUCUGGGGAAGAAUGGAAUUUCGGGCUGCCCAUCGUCAAGCGUUAAGCGAAAAACGGACGCGAGUGAUACUGAUCUUGUAUGGUGACAUCGGACCCACAGAUAAUUUGGAUCCUGAACUGAGAGCGUACAUAUCUAUGAACACGUACGUUAAAUGGGGAGAUCCUUGGUUUUGGGACAAAUUAAGAUACGCACUGCCGCAUCAAUCCAGACGACCGAGAAGCAACUAUGUCCAAAGAGAAGUUCUUGAAUCUGAAGUCUAAAAUCAUGAACUGUGAACAAAGAUAAUCAAAAACUUAUUCAUUGUAUUUCCUAAAGCACUUGCUCUUUCUCUAUCGUGAACUAACUUUUAUCAAUAAGAUAUACUAUAAUGAUAAGUCAUGAAAUUGAUACAACUGCAAACAAAAAAUUAGUUUCUAUAAUACAUAGAAAGAGACGAUUUGACAGCGAGUUAAAAUGAUAAGUAACAUAGAAUUAUCACAAACGAUAAAAUGUAUUAACUAUAUUCUUUAUCAUAUGUAGUUUGUAAGAUUGUUUAUUCAAUAUUGCUGCACUAUGCAGAAGUAUAGCGAAAUAUGUAUACAUACAUAAAUAUAUCACUUACAAUUUAGAAACAUUGACAAUAUA